UUUGUUUCCCAAUAAGAAAAGUAGAUUCAGAAAGUUGUAUUAUAAAUGUAGCGUAGUACUGCUUACCAAAAGUUAGGAGUUUUAUUCUUGUAGGAGUUAGGCUAGUAAGUAAUGUUUAUAUAAUCCUGAUAAACAUUUCUCCAUGACUGAAUUUUGAGUGGAAAACUUUAUUUCCUAAAAGACUGUAUGUGAAAAAAAAGAAAAGAAAAAUAGGGCCUAUUAUCUGAUUGUGAGUAGUGUGUGUGUGUGUGUCUGUGUGUGUGUGUGUGUGCGCGCGCAUUUAGAUCCAGUUUAAUACCAACUAAUGCCAACAUCUGGCAAAGAGAUGGAGAUCUGGGAAUUUGUUGCUUGAAACCCUGGGACAAAGUGUUCUGAUCUGACCAGCAAACAUAGCUGUGGACUUGAACUGGAAUCUUCAGGGGCAGAAACGUCUUAAGUGUCUGGAAAAUAGGCCUGUUGAGUCACCAUGAAGGCACUAAAACAAAACUAAUUUUAAGCAGGUCAAAGUUCAGUGAUUCUCUCUGGAAUUCAAACUUUUUUUAAGAGUCUCAUGUUUAAGUGAAAAGGGUCAAAGUUGAUGCACUGUUACAAUGUUUUGAAUGCUUUCCCUUAAGAACAGCCACCCAAGCUGGGAUUGUCAUGAGGAACUGCAAGGCUGGCACUUCAGCGUCUGGGUUAAAAAUAUUUUAAAGCAGUAAAUGCAGUCAGUACAGAGAGAUCCCUGGGAGCCUUUCUAUUCAAAAAUGUGUGAGCUCAGGGCAGCGACUGCAAUGUAAUUUAGGGCAGGGUAUGCUUCAUAGCUUUGGAGAAUAUUGCUUCCCACUAAUGUUCCAUCAGAGGAUGGUAGGAUAGUAGUAAUUUUAGAAGGUGGUAUUCCUGUUUGUCUUACAUCGAAAACUUCAGAAUAAAUAAAAGGACAUAUCAACUGAGCAAGAAAUGUAACUAUGGAAAAGUACCAAUGAAUCUAAAUUUGAACUGAACAGAUACAAAAUCAGCAUGGGUGUAGGAAUAUUUUUAAGGAGGAAGCUACACCAAAAGCGACUUCCCAGGGAAUGGAUCGCACAGGUAUGUACCAUGUGUGACACCUAGCCUGCAGAAACUUUCAAGAGAGUGUCUUGUCAACAGUGAGGUGCUUUAGCUGUGACCCGAUGUCAUGCUGUUGGAUAUUUGAAUUGAGGGAUUAUUUUAGAAAAUGAAACAUAGGGGAUUUAAUUUCAGUAGCUGGAAUUCAGAUGAUAUCUGGAUAUCCUGUGGAUGCCAACAAUUAGCUAGUCGGAAUUCCUUGAAUGAGAUUGUAUUGGGAUCGUAGGAUGGCCUCACUAUGAAGUGAGUGAUUCCAGGACUUUUGAUGUUAAAAUGUUAUAUACUGCAGCUUAUUGUGAUUGACUAGGCUUUUUCUGAGACUGAAGAUCUCGUUGCUGACUAGAAUGAGACUUAAACAACAUUCUUAGACAUUAAAAAGAACCUAUUAUUUUAUGGGUUUUGUCUAGGAAAAGGGAGAAGAACAUUUACUCUGCCUUCAAAUUUAGCAACUCAGCUAAAAGCUCUGGUGUAGCUAUGAAAUUUGGCUGGUAUCCAUAGUUUACUAAACUUAUAAAACUUUGGUUAUUAGCUGUUUUUUUUUUCCAUGAUACCAGUUGCAGAAUAAUUCUGUUGCUCUUCACCAUAAACCUAUGAUACUCACUUUGAAGAAGUUUUAAUUAUUCAGUUAUUUAUUCAGUAAAUAUCAGUUAUUCCAAUUUGAGGAAUUACAUUUUGCAUUGUGUUUACUGUGUCUCAAGAGAUAUGAACUCAGUCGUGUCUGUUUAUUUUAAUGAGAUAAGCCAGGCACAAGUGAUAAUUUUUACCAAAACAGAAUAAAAAUGCAUGAAGAAGAAGGAAAAGCUGAGUUAUUAUUGUAUGACAUGAUGACUCUUGUACAGUUUUUAAUCGGAAAGUGAUCUGAGUUGGGCUCAAAGAUGGGAAGAUGUCACGCGUGUUCUAUGUGGUUCCUUUAGGUUACAGGUUAAUAGAAAGCAGUCCUUGAUUGGAUUCUUGAACUCAGUUAUGUUUAUAAUUAUUAACGUUGUGAAUCCUGCUUAUUUUAAUGUAGUGAUGAAGAAAGAAGAAUAAGAGAGAAUCAAAUAUUACAGAGGUUAAAUUAGAAAAGGUCAAAUGCCAAAUGUUUUCAAGAGCUGGUGCUAGGAUGAUGAUGCUGGGAUAGUUUCAGGGCUUUUUAAUCAGUCUGCAGUGUAAAGACAUACUUCAAGAGGAUCCUUAGAAGUCUUGGACAAACUUACCCUUAUGUGGCAGCAUUCCUUUUGCUGAUGACACAAUUCCUGUGUGAAUCUGUUUACAAGAUUCUGAAAGCUGAACAGAGAAUUUUGGCACUGUACUGGGUAGGAAAAAGCUUUGCAAGAAAUAGAUAACAUCAAGGACAUCGGGAGUGGGAGAGAUUGGACUGGGAGACUCAGCAGGAUGUCUUCCAAGCGACCAGCCUCUCCGUAUGGGGAAGCAGAUGGAGAGGUAGCCAUGGUGACAAGCAGACAGAAAGUGGAAGAAGAGGAGAGUGACGGGCUCCCAGCCUUUCACCUUCCCUUGCAUGUGAGUUUUCCCAACAAGCCUCACUCUGAGGAAUUUCAGCCAGUUUCUCUGCUGACGCAAGAGACUUGUGGCCAUAGGACUCCCACUUCUCAGCACAAUACAAUGGAAGUUGAUGGCAAUAAAGUUAUGUCUUCAUUUGCCCCACACAACUCAUCUACCUCACCUCAGAAGGCAGAAGAAGGUGGGAGGCAGAGUGGUGAGUCCUUGUCGAGCACGGCCCUAGGAACUCCCGAACGGCGCAAAGGCAGCUUAGCUGAUGUUGUUGACACCUUGAAGCAGAGGAAAAUGGAGGAGCUCAUCAAAAAUGAGCCAGAAGAAACCCCCAGUAUUGAAAAGCUACUCUCAAAGGACUGGAAAGACAAACUUCUUGCAAUGGGAUCAGGGAACUUUGGUGAAAUAAAAGGGACUCCUGAAAGCCUAGCUGAGAAGGAGAGGCAGCUCAUGGGUAUGAUCAAUCAGCUGACCAGUCUGCGAGAGCAGCUACUGGCUGCCCACGAUGAGCAGAAGAAACUGGCUGCAUCUCAGAUCGAGAAACAACGCCAGCAAAUGGAGUUGGCCAAACAGCAACAAGAACAGAUUGCAAGACAACAGCAGCAGCUUCUGCAGCAACAACACAAAAUCAAUUUGCUUCAGCAACAGAUACAGGUCCAAGGUCAACUGCCGCCAUUAAUGAUUCCCGUGUUCCCUCCUGAUCAACGGACACUGGCUGCAGCUGCUCAGCAAGGGUUCCUCCUUCCUCCAGGCUUCAGCUAUAAGGCUGGAUGUAGUGACCCUUACCCUGUUCAGCUGAUCCCAACUACCAUGGCAGCUGCUGCGGCGGCAACACCGGGCUUAGGCCCGCUCCAACUGCAGCAGUUAUAUGCUGCCCAGCUAGCUGCAAUGCAGGUGUCUCCAGGAGGAAAGCUCCCAGGCAUACCCCAAGGCAACCUCGGUGCUGCUGUAUCUCCUACCAGCAUUCACACGGACAAGAGCACAAACAGCCCACCGCCCAAAAGCAAGGAUGAAGUGGCACAGCCACUGAACCUAUCAGCUAAACCCAAGACCUCUGAUGGCAAAUCACCCACAUCACCCACCUCUCCCCAUAUGCCAGCUCUGAGAAUAAACAGUGGGGCAGGCCCCCUCAAAGCCUCUGUCCCAGCAGCAUUAGCUAGUCCUUCAGCCAGAGUUAGCACAAUAGGUUAUUUAAAUGACCAUGAUGCUGUCACCAAGGCAAUCCAAGAGGCUCGGCAGAUGAAGGAGCAGCUUCGGCGGGAGCAGCAGGUGCUUGACGGGAAGGUGGCUGUUGUGAAUAGUCUGGGUCUCAAUAACUGUCGGACAGAAAAGGAAAAAACAACACUGGAGAGUCUGACUCAGCAACUGGCAGUUAAACAGAAUGAAGAAGGAAAAUUUAGCCAUGCCAUGAUGGAUUUCAAUAUGAGUGGAGAUUCUGAUGGAAGUGCUGGAGUCUCAGAAUCAAGAAUUUAUAGAGAAUCCAGAGGGCGUGGUAGCAAUGAACCCCACAUAAAACGUCCAAUGAAUGCCUUCAUGGUGUGGGCUAAAGACGAACGAAGGAAAAUCCUUCAAGCGUUUCCCGACAUGCACAACUCCAACAUCAGCAAGAUAUUGGGAUCUCGCUGGAAAGCUAUGACGAACCUAGAGAAACAGCCGUAUUACGAGGAGCAAGCCCGUCUCAGCAAGCAGCACCUGGAGAAGUACCCCGACUACAAAUACAAGCCCCGGCCGAAGCGCACCUGCCUUGUGGAUGGCAAAAAGCUGCGCAUUGGUGAAUACAAGGCAAUCAUGCGGAACAGGCGGCAGGAAAUGCGACAAUACUUCAAUGUUGGGCAACAAGCACAGAUCCCCAUCGCCACUGCUGGUGUUGUGUACCCUGGAGCCAUCGCCAUGGCCGGAAUGCCCUCCCCUCACCUGCCCUCGGAGCACUCGAGUGUGUCCAGCAGCCCAGAGCCUGGGAUGCCCGUUAUCCAGAGCACUUACGGCGUGAAAGGAGAGGAGCCACAUAUCAAAGAAGAGAUCCAGGCUGAGGACAUCAACGGAGAAAUUUAUGAUGAGUUCGAUGAGGAAGAGGAUGAUCCCGAUGUAGAUUAUGGGAGUGACAGUGAAAACCAUAUUGCAGGACAAGCCAACUGAUAAGGGUCAAAAGAUUGUUGUGACCUUAGGACUUAAAGAAGCCCUAGCUGGUUCAUCCUUACCAGUGGCCAAGCACAUUAACUUUCUCAUACACUGACUGUUACUUUAACUGUUAGUCUUAAAUAGUUGGGACAUCAGCUGACUAAUAGACCUCAGCCUCAAAAGGCUUGGAAAGGAAAAAAAAAAUACAAGCAAACAACAAUAUCAACAACAAGAGAUUGAAAUAAGCUAUGGGUAAAAUAAUGCCAGUAAUUCAGCUGCUACAUCCAAGCACUGAAGUCUUACCCGUCAACUUUUUUUUUUUUAAUAAACUUUAUGGCUGUUUGUUCUACAAUGUUCUAGAAAUUCUCACUCAGGUACACAGUGCCAACAAGUGGCUUGUGAAUGUGUUUUGUUGUUUUGUGCUACAAUUUUUAAAAAGAAGUAAGUUUUGUUUUGUUUUUUGGGGUUUCUGGGUUUUUUCCUUUUCUUUUUCUUUCCUUUCCUUUUUUUUUUUAUAAUGCACCUGACAGAAAAAAAGAAAGAUGAAUUUCUCUUUACUUCUCUCCACCUUCUCCAUCUCUAUACUUUAAAGAUGGAAGUCUGUGCAUGGGGGGGGGAAGAGGGAAAAAGAGCCUGUUUUUAACUUCCUUGCUAUCCACCACAAAAUAAGCAAUUAUUUUCUUUAGAGGACUUUCUUUAUCUAUUGCACACCACACUACAUCUUUGAGCAAGUGCCAAAUUUGUACUGAAGUGUUGACCCAGUUCCUUUUUUUUUUUUUUUUUCCUUUCCUUUUUCCUGUUCCUUCUUAAGUUAGGACAGUGUUAUAUCUUAGACAAUCCCUUGAAAAACCUGAAAUACCAGCAGCUGGUGAGAUUUGACUUUUUUUUUUUUAAAUGGAAACUGUAGGUGCUGUUCUCAGGUGAAAAGAGAGAGAGAGAGAGAGAGAGACAUAAGAAAUUUAGAGAAAAAAUAUUUUCUAAUCUUGGAUUUUUGUGUGUAUGUAUGUGUGUGAUUAUGGUACUAAUAGGAAUAACAUUGAACCAUUGUGAGUUAAACCCACAUCUGGGGAUGAAAUCCCACAUCCUCCUAAGUGACUGGUCUGGAAGCAACCUUGACCUUGACUUUGCACUUCAAAUGACAACCAAGAUAGGGCUCAGAAAUUAUAUUUUUAAAUUUCUAAUACGAUUAUUAUUGGAUGGAUCAGGCGGCCCUGUGUAAUCGAGGUGUGCGUGUAUAACAUGGAAGCUACUAGCAAACUGUUCCCAGAUGUCCCUUCUUCCUGGUCAGUUGGUUCCACUAAUGUUUGCUACUUAAUGAUUUCUGUUUGUUUUCCUAUUGAUAACUUCGAGCAAAACAAUCAUUGUUUUCUUUGACUGUAUUUGGCCAUUUUCCAGAAACACAGAAUUAGCUUAUUUCUUCAACAUUCCAUUCUUUCCUGAUCAGGAAAUGGAACUGAUGAUUUUAUAAGGUAUUUUUCAUCUCUCCAUGAAAUGAGGCAGAGGCCAUUUGCAUUUCACAAUUGUGGGCCAUGUGCAUCCCAUACCAUAAAAAGCAGGAUUUGAUUAAAAGUCAUUGCAGCCCGACAAAAUGGAGCCUGGCUGAACCCAGUGAUCCUCGCCACCACUCUUCCCUCGCUGUAAGAUGAAUCCACUGACGUCCGAUUUUGGGUUCCAGCAGAGUAUGUGCAUAGAGCAAAACUGAUGGUGACAGAACUGCUUAUUUAGAUUUUGCCAGCCAAAUGCUAAGGCAGUCAUAGGGCUUGUACAAAUAAAUGCAAAAUCACUUAAAGUCAAUUGCCAUUAUUUGUGCUGAAGUAUCAGACAGUAAAUACUCCAACCAGUAGCUUGGAUGUGCUAUGGUUUUCACUCCAGUCAUCAUUUUCCUACCCCACCCCUCAAACCUGACCCAAAAGUUUGAUUUUUAUAUAUAAAUAAGAAAAAAACUCCUUUUUAUUUUUCUCUCUCUCAAAAGACUUGCUCUGGGGUUUUGCUUGGAGGAGCUGAUCAUAUCCUGCAUGUCAGAGAUUUUGUUUUGUUUUUCUGUUUGUUUUUGAUGACUGUAUUUUCAUUUGAACUGCCUCUUUUUGCUAGUGUUGUAAUGAUGAUGAUGAUAAAAUAAUAAUAAUAAUAAUAGUAAUAAUAAUAAUAAUGGUCAGCUGUUCCCAGAUUAGUAAGUUAUGUAUAAUUUAUUUCUCCCUCUCUAUUUUAUUCUCCUCUGAUUUGGAAGUGCAGCCAAUAAGCUGUUAGAUAUUUAAAACAAAUUUCCAUCUUCCAACUCAUAUAUAUAUAUAUAUAUAUUUAUACACACACACACAUUCACCCACACAAUUUUACUUCGCCUUCAAUAAGUUUUCUCCUUUUUAAAAAUUUGGCCCCAACAAUGUCAAGUUCUGGUGUUUCAUACAAAGGAGUGAAUAGGAGGGUCAUGUUCAAUCUUAAUUAACUUAUGCUCUCAUCACUCAUUUAGUUAUUUAAUUGCCACAGUCAUCUAGAGCCAAUUUUUGUUUUUGUUUUUGUUUUUAAGCACUCUGGAUAAGGAAAAAAAAAUAGACACUCGUUUUAUAUCGUUAUUAUGUACAAUGUGAAAACAGAUUUUUAAAAAUUUGUUCUUCGUCUUUGUUAACAAAUUCUUUCUGACUUAUGUGGGUUCACCUCUCACGUUUGCUGGAUACUUAUUUUACACCACGUUAUAAAGAUGCUUUGUUUUCAUUUCAUGACUUUGGGCUACAAGAAUACUUUGUUUUAGCUCCAGGUAGAUGCCCCUGAGGGCAAUCAUGGCUGAAACCGAUUCUAACACACUUACCGGUGAAUUGACAAAACACUUCUGUUUGGUCUUUUUUUGUUUGUUCCUUAUUUUGUUUCAUUUGAAGGGGAAAGCGAAAUUGUUAAUGGUGACCCUUAACUGCUGAAAUUCAGAAGUUAAUUUUAUUUAGUUAGGUUAAUGUCAGAGAGGCUAUACCGUGCCUGGACGAAAACAGGAAGUCCAGAACCCCGCGUUCUGUUCUCGUGUUCUGACAUAGAAUUCACUGGGUAUCGCAGUUUCUUUGCCUUAGUUUUCCCCAGAAGAAAACAACAAGAAAAAUUAUACUGAUGUUUAAAGUGCUUUGAAGUCAUUUGAUAAAAGGUGCUAUGAAUAGCAACUUAAUGUGUUAACACAUUGCCUUUUUGGCAUUUGAUUGGUUUAUCAUUUUUGUAAAGGAUCCUAAAACCUUGUAUUCUUUCUUUGUGCCCCAUGAUGAUCAAAAAAGCUAAGGUAGAGGAAAUGAGAGUAAGAUCAAACUGAAAUGAAGAUAACAUUUCCCUCCUCUAUCCUUUCCUACCUCCCUGUUCACAUAUCCCUCUCUCUCUCUCUCUCUCUCUUUCUCUCUCUCGCGCGUACACACGCAUACACACAUGCACACACUCAUCCCAGUACUGAGGAAUAAUCUUGCCUGAACUCUCAUUUUAUGGCUAUUGUAAUCAGUUCCUCCAGAAGUAGUCAUGUUUUAAUAUGAAUAUAAGAGAACAUCACUGGAGAAAAUAGGUUAAAGUUGCUCAUUUACAAGUUACUAAUAAUUUGGCUAGUUACUGCAAUUGGAUAAAAUAUAAAACUGUUCUUCAGUACGUUUAUUAAUUAGUUAAAUCAAUUUUUAACAUUUAUUUGGCAUCUGCAUUUAAAAGUUAACCAUGUAUAAAAUCCCUCCCAAAGAACAUAAUUAUUGAAACCAAAUCCUCUUAUAAGGAACGAUUAUAAAAGAGUUUUCUUUGAUGAAAUUAUUUCAUAGAUUUGAUUUCGGAGUAGACUUUUACCUUAAUUCAUUUAAAGAAAAUUAUCUUUAACUAUUUUGUGGUCCCAAUUUCAUAUAUUUUCUUAAUCCAGAAGUUGCCACUGUUCCCAGCAGAAAUCUCUUUUAUCACAUUUAAAACAUCAAAAAAUAAUGUUCAUUCAUUCUAAUGGGUGAAUUAUUGAAUUGUAACAAGCAACUGUAUAUUUGCAAACAGGUUUAUAAAAUAUUUGUCUAGCAAGUUAAUAGUAAAAUAAAAAUUAUGGGGUCUGCAAGGAAAAUUAUGAAGCCCACUUAAAGUGGUUCAGAUAUCUCUUAUAGGGCAUAAGUUUUUGUGUAGACAGGCUUUUACAGUAUUUAAUUUUAAAGUUUCCUAUAACUAUCAGUUUCCCAAGUUGAAGAUGAUGUUGUGUUAAGUUUUCUACUGACUGAUUCCUGUCCUUCCCAGUGUUUCUGUCACUGGUUCACUAAAACAGUAUUUAUACAGCUCCGCCGGCUCUAAAGUUCUUAGUCCUUCUAACAUUUUGGA
Messenger RNA from Mirounga angustirostris (Northern elephant seal), 8985 nucleotides. RefSeq names its product SRY-box transcription factor 5 (gene SOX5). The transcript has 18 exons. Gene Ontology annotation, biological process: positive regulation of chondrocyte differentiation; regulation of transcription by RNA polymerase II; cell fate commitment. Gene Ontology annotation, molecular function: DNA-binding transcription factor activity, RNA polymerase II-specific; RNA polymerase II cis-regulatory region sequence-specific DNA binding. Gene Ontology annotation, cellular component: nucleus. The record is from RefSeq and is a predicted model, not a curated record. Lineage: Eukaryota; Metazoa; Chordata; Mammalia; Carnivora; Phocidae. The coding region runs from base 2458 to 4710 and encodes 750 amino acids.